This is a messenger RNA of Moneuplotes crassus, 1267 nucleotides long. The record is from the annotation of a GenBank genome assembly. Lineage: Eukaryota; Ciliophora; Spirotrichea; Euplotida; Euplotidae.
GAAUUGAGAUUUUAGUUAAAUUAUGGAAAUUUUGAAGCAUGUAAAGAGGAAUUCAAGGUGACGGUUUGGGCUUAGAGGUGGGAGUAUGGGGGUGUAUUGGAGGGAUGUGGGUGUGAAUGGACUCUGGUAGGUGAUCUGUGCUGGCUGGCUUUUGAAUUUUGAAAAAAGGUUAAGUUUGAGAUAAAUUUUGAUUGAUGUCUUGUUUUUAUCUGAGGUGAAGAGAUUCAUGAGUUAGAGUCUAAGAUUAUGUAGGUAUAAUCGGUCAGCGUGGUUUGGAUCAGAAGUGAGAAGUAUGAUUAACAAGGAUGUAAUGGGUAACCAGAAGGUAAAGAAAUGAGAGACAAUGAAAGGGAAUUGGGCUAAUGAAAGGCCAAUGAUUGGCAUCUUUACUCAACCUUACAAUGAGACCAAUGAUUACAUCAUGGCAUCCUAUGUAAAAUUUAUUCAAGCAGCAGGAGCUAGAGUGGCUCCGAUUAUCUGGAGAGACUCUGAUGAACACAUCCUUAAUUUAGUUCCAAAGCUGAAUGGUGUACUAUUCCCUGGGGGUUCUACUCCUUUUAGAAAUAGAGAUGGUUCUCUCACUGAGCAUUCAAGAAAAGUAGAGCUUGUGCUCAACAAAGCUAAAGAUCUAAACAAUCAACUAACUUCUCAACCAUCCCUCCACUCCUAUUACCCAAUUUUAUCUAUCUGUAUGGGAUUCCAACAAAUAAUCCAAAGCGAAGCCCCUUACCAAGACGUCGUACAACUCCACAAAUUCACCGAAAUCGAUGUAUCCAACACCCUCACCAUCACCUCCACCACCUCUAAAUCCACUCUCCUCUCCCAAAUCCCUCCUCACUUACUCACUGCUCUCCAAAACCAGCGCAUUAUCUACUAUCAUCAUCGAGACGGAAUAGUUCCAUCCACCUGGGAAAAAUACUCUAGCCUUAAAGACAACUACCACUUGCUAGCGACCUCCCACGAUAAGAAUGGAAUUGAAUAUGUUGCCAUUAUCGAGAGCAAGAAGUACCCAAUCUGGGGUGUGCAGUUCCACCCAGAGAAGAACGCUUUCUCAUGGAAAGCAGGUUCUAAAAUACCUCAUUGCAAGAGCUCAAUAGAGUUCAGCCAGUUCUUAGCCAAUUUCUUUGUGAAGGAAGCCAGGAAGAACUCUAACAAGUUCGACUCUGAAGAAGAAGCCUUUGAACAUAUGAUUGAACACUUCCCUGUUCAUGUUAAUAACGAAAGAAAGCAUGAUGUAUAUAUUUUCGAUGGGGAAAGGAAACCUUAG